AUGGUGAAAAGCCAUCGACUGACCACCCCACACCCCACGCCACUCCCACCCCACGCCAAUCCCACCCCACACCCCACGCCAAUCCCACCCCACACCCCACGCCACUCCCACCCCACGCCAAUCCCACCCCACACCCCACGCCAAACCCACCCCACACCCCAUGCCAAUCCUACCCCACACCCCACGCCAAUCCCACCCCACACCCCACGCCAAUCCCACCCCACACCCCAUGCCACUCCCACCCCACACCCCACGCCAAUCCCACCCCACACCCCACGCCACUCCCACCCCACACCCCAUGCCAAUCCCACCCCACGCCACUCCCACCCCACACCCCACGCCACUCCCACCCCACACCCCACGCCAAUCCCACCCCACACCCCACGCCACUCCCACCCCACACCCCACGCAAAUCCCACCCCACACCCCACGCCACUCCCACCCCACGCCAAUCCCACCCCACACCCCACGCCACUCCCACCCCACGCCACUCCCACCCCACACCCCACGCCACUCCCACCCCACACCCCACGCCAAUCCCACCCCACUCCCCAAGCCACUCCCACCCCACACCCCACGCUAAUCCCACCCCACACCCCACGCCACUCCCACCCCACACCCCACGCAAAUCCCACCCCACACCCCACGCCACUCCCACCCCACUCCCCAAGCCACUCCCACCCCACACCCCACGCCAAUCCCACCCCACACCCCACGCCAAUGUAA
Molecule: messenger RNA, 726 nt
Organism: Salvelinus fontinalis (brook trout)
Lineage: Eukaryota; Metazoa; Chordata; Actinopteri; Salmoniformes; Salmonidae
Exons: 1
Coding region: 1-726 (241 amino acids)
Source: RefSeq, a predicted model, not a curated record